AUGCGCUUCACAAACGCCGUCCUCCUAGCAGCUGCUAACAACCUCGCGCUGGCACAAAACUCAUCAACCACACCCGGCUACCAUGCAGCACCGCACUACGUUGCGUCCACCAUCCCCGCCAGUAACACAGACCUCACAUUCGGCCACAACUACGCCGUCCUCAACCUCGACUUGAUCAACGCCCUCGUCGGCAGCGUAGCCUCCUCUCCCAACGGCCAGCGCUUCAUCUCAAACACCGCCAAAUGGAUUGAUUUCAUUGACGCCCAACACCCAAAGCCUCUGUCCAUCUUCACGCGGAUCUACUACAGUACUGCUCGUAAGCCAGAGCUUGGGCCACAGUGUGCGAAGGUGCCUUUUGCGAAAGCUGGAGGCACGCUAGGGACGAAGGAGGAUCCCAACACAGAGAUAUAUCCAGCUUUCAAGGUUAAUGAUGCGGCUGGAGAUGUUGUGUUGCAGAAGACGAGGUAUUAUGCUGGGUUUGGGAAUCAGCUCGAGGAGAUUCUGAGCUCGAAUAAGAUCGACACCGUCGUUCUAUCUGGUAUCAGGACCAGUGGAGUUAUCCUGAGCACAGUGUACCAGCUCUUCAACCUGAAUUACAACGUAUAUGUCAUCGCCAAUAACACGAUCGAAACACCGCCGGAUGCAGACUCAGCUAUCAAUACGGCGAUCUUGGAGGGCGUGAUUCCGAAGCUUCCGGCUAAUGUCAUUACGAUUGAGCAAGCAAUGGCCGCGGUGAGGAAGAGUCCUGUGGAGAGUUGUUGA
Molecule: messenger RNA, 762 nt
Organism: Fulvia fulva
Lineage: Eukaryota; Fungi; Ascomycota; Dothideomycetes; Mycosphaerellales; Mycosphaerellaceae
Exons: 2
Coding region: 1-762 (253 amino acids)
Source: RefSeq, a predicted model, not a curated record